GCCGCGGGGAGAGCUGCGCGCCCAGGCAGCCCGUCCGGCGGCGCGGGGCCGCCCGCAUCGCCCGCCCGCCCGCUGGCCCACGGAGCUCCCGGAGCGACGCGCUGCGCUCCCGCCGGGGCUGAGCGCUUGCGGCGUACCGACUUUCGGCGGAGUCGUGGGGCACCCGGAGAAGCGGAGCGCUCGGAAACAAUAGCAGCCAAUACAAACCAGCACCCGGCGGUGCCUGCCCGGCUGCGCGCAUCGCUUAUGUUCGUUCGGGGGGACCCAGCCGCGGCGGCGGAUCCCGCAGGAUGAUGAGUGAUGAGGAGUCCUAAGUGGGCGUCGAGGCGAGCCACCGCAGGCAGCGAUGAGGGUCGGCGAGCCGGUGCCGGCGGGGCGGCCGGGGUCCAGGUGACCGCCGGCCCCGCGGUGCCGGCCGCCCGCAGCCGCACGGAGCAUCCGGAGCGGCGGGCAUCGCCUGCCGAGAGCGCCUCGCCCAGCCGCAGGAGGAGCCAGGCGAGGGGAGGCGCCAAGAUGGGGGAGCGGGCGUUGGCUGGGGCGCUGUCCGUGGUGCUGCUGCUGGCGCUGGGGCUGCCGCUGGGCGCCCUGGGCUGCCCCCAGCCCUGCGCCUGCUACCUCCCCACCGAGGUCCACUGCACCUUCCGCUCCCUGGCAGCCGUGCCGGCACGAAUCCCCAAACACGUGGAAAGGAUCAACUUCGGGUUCAACAGUAUACAGUCUAUAUAUGAAAACUCCUUUGCAGGACUUACAAAAUUGGAAUUGCUCAUGAUACAUGGAAAUGAUAUUCAGAAUAUUCCUAAUGGCGCUUUGAAAGAUCUUGUGUCUCUACAGGUUUUCAAAAUUAGUUACAAUAAAUUGAAAGCCAUAACUGGCCAAACUCUCCAAGGACUUUCAAGCUUAAUGAGACUGCACAUGGACCACAACAGAAUUGAGUUUAUUCAUCCAAAUGCUUUUAAUGGUUUAACCUCUCUAAGACUUGUCCACCUGGAAGGAAAUUUGCUCCAGCAGCUUCACCCCAACACCUUUUCAACAUUUCUGGUCCUUGAUUACUUCAAAUUGUCAACAGUAAGACAUCUCUACCUAUCUGAAAAUGGUCUUAGGACCUUGCCUGCCGGGAUGUUUCAAGGCAUGCCACUGCUGGAAAAUCUUUACCUUCAUGGAAAUCCAUGGGACUGCGACUGCAGUUUGAAGUGGCUCCUUGAAUGGAAUGAAGUUUCUGGAGGUGUUUUAAAAUGCAAAAAGGACAAAGCCUAUGAAGGGGGACAGCUGUGUGCUAAGUGCAGCAGCCCAAAACAACUGCAGAAAGAAGAUAUUCAAAACUUGGGAGAUAUUUCCUGUAGGAAGCCUGUAAUUCAGUCCUCACUGAGGCAAAAUAGCAGCACUCAAAAUGAGGAAGAUGGUGACAGUUACGAACUCCCUUUGGAAGAACUUCAAUCCUUGCCAUGGAACAUUACUCUAAAUAUGACUGAUGAGCAUGGCAAUGUCGUCCACCUGAACUGUGAAAUCAAAAAACCAACAGGUUCUACCAAAAUUCAGUGGAAUCAAAUCCAGACUCAGGAGAUAGAUAUAAAUGCCACAAUUGUACUGGAUUUUGAAUGUCCAAUGAAUCGAGAAAACUAUGAAAAAUUAUGGAAGCUUAUAGCUUACUACAGUGAAGUACCUGUUAAAUUAGAGAGGGAACUUAUGCUCAGAAAAGAGCCUAAAAUAAUCUAUCAGUACAGGCAAGGGUCAGAUUAUGAUGCUCUUUACUACACAGGUGUAAAAGCUCAAAUACUUGCUGAGCCUUCCUGGGUGAUGCAGCCUCUUAUAAAUAUCCAAUUAAACAGGCGUAGGAGUACAGGGAAAAAAGUGGUGCUAUCUUUUUUUACUGUGUUUUCUCAGACAAUUCAUACCAAAACCACCAGGCAGCAGAGAAACUGGGUAAUGAUAGAGCAAAAUCAGAGCAUGAGGACAGUACAGAGCGUGGUGGAAGGAUCAGAGUGUCAGCUGAGCUGCAGUGUGAAAUCUUCUGAGAGCCCCUCCAUUCGGUGGCUUUUUCCAGAUGGAACUAAACUGCAGGCACCUUUUAAUGACAAAGACAGUAGGUUUUCCAUUCUCAAUAGUGGCCAACUAAUAAUCAAAGCAGUGAGUUACACUGAUGGAGGUGUGUACCACUGCAUUGCCCAAGUGAGAGAUGAUGUGGACAUAAUGCCUUACAGACUUGUUGUGCAGCCUGCCGCUAUUCAGGUAGCUGAUUCAGAGGUAGUGAGAGUUGAAAAAAAUGUUGGAGACCCAAUAGCUUUGCCAUGCAAUGCAAUUGCCAUCCCAGACCCGCAGUUGAGCUGGAUUCUUCCAAACAGUCAGGUACUCAGUGAUUUAUCAAACUCUUCAAAAGGCUAUAUGCUGCCCAAUGGUACUUUGCUUAUUCCAAGGAGCCAUGUCACUGAUAGUGGCCAUUACAGAUGUGUGGCUGUCAAUCAGCAGGGAUCAGAUCAGAUUGUUGUAAGGGUCACAGUAAAUAAAAUGGUGUCUGACAGGUCAUUUAAACGAAUCAAACUAAAGAAGCGCCUAGGCUCGAAAGGUUUGUCAAAAACAAGAGGGCGGGUCAUAGAUGAUGACGAGGGAUCAGGGGCAGGAAGGGUGGAGGAGUUCCCACAAAGAAAGAACCGCCUAAAAGACUGGGAAAUACCUUUUAAACAAAAAAGUGACCAAGUGCCAGAGGCUCAAAUUAAAAAGGGAAAGAAGGGCAGAAGGAAAAUGAAAAUCUGGAAAAGUACUGAUGGAACCCAAGACAGCAAUGUUGCAGAAGGCCGGAGAGUAUUUGAAUCUCGAAGGAGAAUUAAUGUGGCAAGCAAACAGAUUAAUCCACAGCAUUGGGCUGACAUUUUGGCAAAGGUCCGUGGGAAGAAUCUUCCUAGAACGACAGCUACAGCUGUCUCUGCAACAACUUCACUGCCAUCAGUCAUGCAGGAAACUACUCCUGCCCCUUAUCCCUUAGCCAGCCCUCCAUCUUCAGAGACAGGAGCUGAUGUGGUGGAUUCCUCUGCUGAUGCAUCACUUAUGGGUGAAGAUGAGCAAUUCUCGGUCACUGUUUCACAGAACAUGGAAGUGUUUUCAGUCCAGCCUGUAUUAAUAAGGUCAGAAACGGAACCAUUCUCCAACCACAGGGCUUUAGAAACACCUGCAAGUGUGGACACUGUAGAAAUUGCUUUGUCAGGUCCAUAUUUGACUCCCAUCUCUACAACUCCACAACUGCAAGGAGAGCAGCGUCUUGAUGUCAGGACAGAUGAUUCAAUUGCACUUACUGAAGAACCUCUAGCCAAAAAAAUUGUGACAAACUUUCCUAAUGUUCAGAGCGGUUUAUUCACAGUGGAAAAUAUAGAUAAAACUGGAUCUUCUAUAUCUGUAGAAAAUUCUGCUUUUGCUGAGCUACCCCUUGAUGCUACUCUCCUUGCUGAGUCUCAGACUGUGGAUCUUCAUAGCACCUUGGAGGAGGGCUUGAAGUUAAAUGAAGUGCGCCCAGUUAGUGUUGACACCGUAACUUCGGCACCUUCUCAGUUUGAUGAGAUCAUCCCAACAGAUUCUGUAGGCACUACUACUGCUCCUUCAUCUGCUUUUCCAUUUGUUAGAGAAAAGAGCAAUGGUGCAAGAUACCAACGCAAAAAGAUAUCCACAAGUCAUACAAAAAUGGCAGACUUAAGUAACAGUUUUCUAGCUGUCACCCCCAUUAGGGUUCAGAGUGAAGAAGAACCUGCAACCCAGAGGAAUACAGUGACUCAAGAAAGCAUAUCCAGCAGUUAUGCUGACAAUUCUCAAACAGAGCAACAUAGAAACUUGGGUAUUCCAAAACAAAGUCCCAUAUUCAUUUUGCAUAGUGCUAACGCUCCUCAUAAAACAGCAGAGGGGUUAGAAACAGCUUCUUCCAUGAUUAGAUUGACCACUGUGGCCACCACAACAACUCCAUAUACAAAGACUAUGCCUUCACUUAUUACUCAGCAUGGUAGAAAAAGGCCUUAUGGGAGAAGGAGAAGGCCAAACAGAAUCCGACAAAGACCAAAGCCUUUGCCCCGUCUUGUUUUAACCACAGAGGCAGUGCCUGUAAUUCCAAGGACACCUGAAAUUGAAGCUGUUACCAAAACUUCUGCUGCAACUCUUAAAAGUCCCGAUCUUAAAAAGACCAAAAUACAGGCUAGGAAGGAGGAGCAUAUGGAAUCCACUGCCUCCCUAAUUCCUGAUUCAGGUGUCACAGAGAAAAUUAUAAAAAUCAGAGAUGUGGUCACAACUUUCUCUUUUGGGCCUACUGCUUCUCCACCUGGAGCCAAGCAUGUGACACACCCAACUAACCUUGAAACCUUGGAACUUCCAGUGAGUGAGCCCAUCACAGUUUUAUCAUCAUAUGCUGUACAUGAUCUGCUUCCCACGAAAGAAUCAAGUGUAUCUCUGAAACCAGAGCAAAGUGAAGUGCCAGCAUACCACUCAUUAGGCAGUGUCUCUGCAGAGAAGGACAUGAAAGCAGAUUCUAAAACUGUGGAUCAUAAGGCAGAACAAUCAAGUACCACAACUUCUCCUCCAUAUAGAAACAGCUCAAUACUAUCAACAAAACCAAAAUCUCAAGAAGAGCCUAACCUAUUUGACUUAGAAGUUGUGGUUAAUGAAACAACUGCUGGAACAUUCCAGUUGGCAUAUCCCACUAUGAGUGACUUAAGUAUUCCUGUUGGCACAGUUGAAGUUUUUAAGGACCUCUCAGUUUUAAAGGAGCCAGGGAAGCCCGCAGUAUCUGUAGAAACACCAACAAAAGUUGAGCCACCUCAGCAGUAUGAGAUAAUUACUUUAUCCUCCUCUUUCAGCACUGCAGAAACUCAGACUUUUCCAGCUAGAGAGACAAAGAAAUCUGUUACUUCCCAGGCUGGGACAGAGCCAUCUUCCUUGGACAGAAAGGAAUCUAUGUUACAUGUGUUUUAUCAUUCACAGACAACUGAAAACCCUCCUACUACAUCCACUGCUUUUAUGCCAUUUACAAAACUUGUCACUCUUCCCCCUUCCAUUUCAAGCACUUCACGUCCUUCUCUUCAUUAUACUGCCAAGGAGAGUAAUGCCUUUAAUCAAGAAAGGUUCCCAGAAGCAAAACAAGUUGGAGCAGGUGGUGACAAAAUAGUGAUGACCUCAAAACAGAAUGUUCACCCUACUCCUUCCUCUAACCAGAACAGGAUUAGCAUACAGUCCAAAGAGCAGCAAUUCAAUGAGUUGUAUAGUAACAAGUCAAACAACAGUUUACUGCUAAAUCCAAGUCUUCCCCAUCCACCUGCUGGAAUGAUACCAAGCAUAAACCAAAGACUACCCAUUGUGCCUCCAACGCACAUUCCAGUAAGAGGCACAAUGAAGCUUCCCGUAACACAGGGCCCUCUUCGCUAUUUUAUAACACAUCAGCCUCUUCACUACACAAACAAACCAGAGAUAACAGCCUAUGCAGCACAUACCAUCCAGGACAGGAAAACUUCUGCUUCCCAGAGAGAAACAACUGCCCCAACACAAGCCUCUCCAUUUUACAAAACAAAUCCAUUAACUGAAAAUAAGUUCAGUAAUCAGGGUCAGAACAGAUACAAUCUUAAUUCAAGAUUUUUUGGGAAUAACCAUGUUCCAGAUAACAGAGGCACAGCUGGGAGACUACCAGGUCAAGGGAUCCCCUAUUACCCCAGUUCCAGAAUACCAUUCCUUUUCAACAGAACAAGGAUUUUCCCUAACUUAAGUAUACAUCCUAAACCAGAUGUUCCUAGUCAACCAGUGCCAAAAGACACAAACGAGAAGAAGGUUGCUCAGGUCUUACCUACUGGGAUUACUGUGCAGAAAGCUACAGCUAUUCCAGUGCCUCCAAUGCCACAUGCCACAACGACCACAUCACCAUGGGUGGUUUUAAAGAUCACCCCUCCAGCCUUUCAGCGCACAAAACCACAAAUAAGCACUACAGUUCAUCCUUUUAAAAAUGUCCAUUAUCAUCAUCAAAAAUUUCCAUCUGUUCCUUACAUGGGAGGCAUUAAGCCACACAAUUCGACUGUAAUUCAGUCUUCCACUAAUUUUAGAGUACACGGAGAAAGACCUAAAAUUAUCCCGAAGGCAUCUCAGACCAUGUCCAUCCUUGCUGAAAUGGAUGCUUUUAUCCCUUGUGAUGCAGUUGGGGAACCCAAGCCUUUUAUUACUUGGACAAAAGUCUCUACAGGAGCUCUAAUGACAGCCAACAGCAAGCUACAAAGGUUUGAAGUCUGGAAAAAUGGUACUCUCCUUAUCCGAAAUGCUCAACUUCAGGAUCGUGGACGGUAUUUAUGCACAGCUCAGAACGUGCAUGGCGAAGAUAAAAUGAUUGUUGUGCUCACAGUUGUAGCCCACCAGCCCAAAAUUUUACUUUCCCGCUAUCGAGAUGUCACGGUCUACUUUGGAGAUACCAUAGCAAUGGAGUGUCAGGCUAGUGGGACUCCAAGCCCAUUAAUUUCAUGGAUUUUCCCCGAUAGGAAGAUUUUGCAGGCAGUCACAACCACAGAAAGCAGGAUAAUGCUUCAUGAAAAUCGAACCUUGUCUAUCAAGCAAGCAACUUUUUCAGACCGAGGAGUUUACAAAUGUGUAGCAAGCAAUGCUGCAGGAGCUGACAGCAUUGCAGUGAGGCUGCACAUUGCAGCCUUACCCCCCAUCAUCCAGCAGGAAAAGCAAGAGAACAUUUCCCUGCCCCUUGGUAGCAGUAUUAACAUCCACUGCACUGCCAAAGCAGCACCUGCUCCCAACAUCCGCUGGGUGGUCUUCGAUGGCACGCAAAUCCGACCUUCUCAGUUCGUCAAUGGGAAUUUAUUUGUUUUUCCUAAUGGGACUCUUUACAUUCGCAAUGUCUCCCCCAAGGACAGUGGGACCUAUGAGUGCAUUGCUGCUAACAUGGUGGGAGCUGCCAGGAGAGCAGUACAACUCCAUGUGAAGAAGCACGCAUCUAAUGCUAGGAUCACUGGGAGCUCUCCUCAGAGAACAGAUGUAACAUAUGGUGGCAUCCUGCAUUUGGACUGUAGUGCUUCUGGUGACCCUUGGCCUCGCAUAUUAUGGAGGUUGCCUUCCAAAAGGAUGAUUGAUUCCCUUCACAGCACUUUGGAGACUAGAAUCAAAGUAUUCAGCAAUGGGACUUUGGUUGUUCAUUCAGUUACAGACAAAGAUGCAGGAGACUACUUGUGUGUGGCCCGCAAUAAGAUAGGGGAUGACUACGUGGUUCUCAAAGUGAAUGUGAUGAUGAAACCAGCAAAAAUAGAGCAUAAGAACGAGAAUAACCACAAGGUCAAGUAUGGAGGGGACCUGAAAGUUGAUUGUGUAGCCACAGGUCUGCCAAACCCAGAGAUCUCCUGGGGUCUUCCAGAUGGCAGCAUGAUCAAUACUUUCAUGCAAUCGGAUGACAGUGGCAGCCGGACGAAGCGAUACGUGGUCUUUGAUAAUGGAACCCUGUAUUUCAAUGAUGUUGGACUGAGAGAGGAAGGGGACUACACCUGCUAUGCUGAAAACCAGAUUGGGAAGGAUGAAAUGAAAGUGCGGGUCAAAGUGGUGGCAGAGCCUGCAACCAUCAGGAACAAAACAUUCAUCACUAUUAACGUACCUUAUGGCGAUGUUGUCACAGUAGCGUGUGAAGCCAAAGGAGAACCCACUCCCAAGGUGACCUGGCUUUCCCCAACCAACAGGCCUAUUCCUGCCCUGUCUGACAAGUACCAGAUAUACAGAGAUGGCACCCUCCUCAUCCAAAAGGCCCAAAGGUCUGACAGUGGUAACUAUACUUGUGUAGCCCGGAACAGUGCUGGAGAAGAUCGGAAGAUAGUCUGGAUCCAUGUUGACGUUCAGCCUCCCAGAAUCAAUGGUCAUCUCAGUGCAAUAACAUCUGUGCGGGAGACGGCCACCAGAGACAGCCGGAAACUUAUUGACUGCAAAGCUGAGGGCAUUCCUGCUCCUCGUGUCCUGUGGGCUUUUCCAGAAGGAGUAAUCUUACCGGCUCCCUACUAUGGGAACAGGAUCACUGUGCAUCGCAAUGGAACGCUGGACAUCAGAGGAGUGAGACAGACAGACGCCGUGCAGCUUGUGUGCAUUGGACGGAAUGAAGGUGGGGAAGCGAGACUGCUUGUGCAGCUCCUCAUUACAGACCACUUGGAGAAACCCUCCUUCAGAGACCCUGUCAGUGAAAGGAUCACUGCCAUUGCUGGGCACAGCAUCAACCUGAACUGCUCAGUCCAGGGGAACCCCAAACCCAGCACAAGUUGGAUCCUUCCCAAUGGCUCUGAAGUGCUGAGUGGCAGUCGCCUGCACAGAUUUUACCAUAAGAGGGAUGGGAUCUUACACAUCAGCAGCUUAUCUGCUGGGGAUGCUGGCACCUACCGCUGUACAGCCAGAAACCCGGGAGGGUAUGUGGAACGAGUAGUCUUCCUGAAGGUGGGACUCAGGCCAGAAAUUAGCAACCAGUACAACAACCUGGUGAGCAUCAUCAAUGGAGAAACUCUGCAGCUUCACUGCAUCACCCAAGCAAACCAGCGGGCGCAAAUUUCUUGGACACUGCCCAGUGGUAUGGUUAUGGAUGCCCCCCAGGCCAUGGGUCGCUUUUCCUUGAUGGAGAAUGGCUCAUUGACAGUGCGUGAGGCUUCUGUAUUUGACAGGGGCACCUACCUGUGCAAAGUGUCAACAGAGUAUGGCACUUCUGUUAUGACUGUGCCUGUCAUUGUCAUCGCCUAUCCUCCUCGGAUCACCAGUGAGCCAGCACCUGUCAUUUAUGCCAGACCUGGAAAUUCAGUUAAACUGAACUGCAUGGCCAUUGGGAUUCCUAAAGCAGAAAUAACAUGGGAGCUUCCAGAUAAAUCACAUCUGACAACAGGAGCUCAAUCCCGUCUGUAUGGAAACAAAUUCCUCCAUCCUCAGGGGUCAUUAGUCAUCCAGCAGUCCACUCAAAGGGAUGCAGGCUUCUAUAAAUGCACUGCUAAAAAUAUACUAGGCAGUGAUUCUAAAACAACCUACAUACACAUAUUCUAACAUUAAAACUAGUGCCUUUAACUGGAUACUGGUGUUCAAGUCACUGCCAAACGAGUGCAAUGAGGAGAGUACUGCUUGCAACAAUAGCUAACAAGAGAAGAAAAAGGAAUUAAUCUGCAUCUCUUUUGUACUCAGUAUGGUAGUAAGUCUGGAACUGAGAAGACUAACAUGUUAUAAAAGGUCUUAAAAUUGUUAAGGCAGUGUAAUGUUUUUCAUGCUGUCCAAUAGCAUCUAAGACCUAAAGUACUCUGUGGUCAAUAGUCCAAAGCUAUUUCUUGUUCUAACAAGCACCUUAAAAGUACCAAAGAAGUAUUAACUGUUCAUAAGUGAGCUGCAGUGAUAGAAGUACUUUAGUAAAACAUAAUUUUCUUUAUACCCUGCAGCGCCUUUUCAUAAUCUAGGCUUAUAGAAUAUGAUUAUUAACCUUUCUGUUCAUGCUUCUAUCAGCUCUUCAAAAUCAAAGACUAAAUUAGCAAAUAAGAGUGAUCUAUUUUAAUAAAAAUACAUGCAGAGAUUAGCUACCUUAACAUAUGAACAUACAUUUGCCAGCUACUAAGGAUGCUAUGGUCAAUUAAUUCAUUAUCUAUUUUAUAUAUAUUUUUUAAUCUGACUAUGAGACUAGAAAGAGUAACAAUGAAAUUGGUCUCAUUUUAUAAAUUAUUGGUCUUUACAAGACUCUGAUACAUUACAGUGUUUUAUAAUAUUAAGGUCAAUAUACUGUACAUUUUAUAAUAAAAAAAUAAAAUAU
Camarhynchus parvulus is the source of this 9754-nucleotide messenger RNA. RefSeq names its product matrix remodeling associated 5 (gene MXRA5). The coding region runs from base 301 to 9006 and encodes 2901 amino acids. Gene Ontology annotation, molecular function: protein binding. The transcript is spliced from 7 exons. The record is from RefSeq and is a predicted model, not a curated record. Lineage: Eukaryota; Metazoa; Chordata; Aves; Passeriformes; Thraupidae. Gene Ontology annotation, cellular component: extracellular region.